This is a messenger RNA of Echinostoma caproni, 315 nucleotides long. The record is from the annotation of a GenBank genome assembly. Lineage: Eukaryota; Metazoa; Platyhelminthes; Trematoda; Plagiorchiida; Echinostomatidae.
AUGAAUUGUGACGUGGAUGGCGAUUUUGUGGAUCCGGUAAAUUCAUUCACAUCCGCUUCCGAUCGGAGUACACUAUUGCUGUAUCGAAACGAUUGCUCCACUCAUGAUGUGCAUGAGUCUACUCUGCUGAAUCAAAGUGACGAUUGUCACACAGAUCCGAUGGACACGAUCCAAUACAAUCGAUCCAGUUCGACCGGUCGUUUACGAUCGGGACGGAUGGCGUUAAAAUUGACACGAAAAGAGCGAAUGCGGAAUGCGCUGAAAUUGUGGCGUUUGCGCAAGCGCUGGGAGAAGGAGUAUGAUAAGCAAAAGUGA